Leptidea sinapis is the source of this 3773-nucleotide messenger RNA. RefSeq lists its product as uncharacterized. The transcript is spliced from 25 exons. Lineage: Eukaryota; Metazoa; Arthropoda; Insecta; Lepidoptera; Pieridae. The coding region runs from base 39 to 3773 and encodes 1244 amino acids. The record is from RefSeq and is a predicted model, not a curated record.
GACAAUAUAAUGUUAUUAUUUUGAAAUGUUUAUGUAAUAUGGGACAUAGCACAAAAAGUCAUGCUAAAGAACACAAAGAGACUCAGUCACCGAUGUUGAAGAUAUUCAAAGACAUGAUGCAACAGGAAAACGAAGAUCCAGAGAAGGCGACGCUGUUGAAAGAGAAGAAGGAAAAGAAGAGGAAACCGUAUUCGGAGUCACGAGGCAAAUGUGAUCAGAGGUCUUCUCACGACUCCAGUAGCACGGACAAACACAAGAGACAAAAGCAUAAGCACCAAGCAAUGAAACAAGAAGAGGAUCCUACGACAAAGAGUCAUUUUCACAGAGACAAGGUAGAAAGCUGGUGGUUCAAGAAUGAAAAAAGGAACAAAUCAGACACCUGCUCAUGUGUUUCUUGUGCUUUAAAGAAGAUAGUUGGCUCGGAGUACACGUGCGUGGCGUGCCUUCUUGCGCUCUUCAGCCUUUCGGUGGUGGUGGGGUACCUGGUGAUCUUCAGGGCGUCUUCAACCGUACUGACGGAGCAGACCAGCGAGGCUCCUAGAAGCUACAUGAAGGAGAAGAGACAGCUGAAACUCAUGGACCUUGAGGGAACGAACUCCAAGACGCUUUCACAAGACCUCGGUUAUUCAGGAUAUCUUGGAUCUGACUUUGGUGAUACGAGUCAGCAAGCUAACAAUCUCGAUAUGGAUAACAUCAGUGGUGAGUUGUCUAGCGUUCUGGAUACGGACAAGAUUUCCGAUCCUCAGCUGAGUCAAAGCCUACGAGAUUUUUACAAGAAACUAAUACAGACUGACUCGCAAAUCAAGAGGCUAAAGAAGACAUUCGGGAACGGUUACCAUAGCGACAAUAGCCGUUACGCGAUCGACAGGUUCAAGAGAUCUGUUGAGAAGAAGAUUCCGGAGAAGAUACCGGCAGGCAAGCAGACGAGGAGCAGUUUGAAGAAGAGUAAUGGGAGACUGAAGAAAAAUGCGGAUUACUUCGUCGAAGAAAAGAACUACAUUAUCCAUUACGAGCCGAGCAACAAACGGAGGAACUUCCCGAAGUGCUACCAGCCACAUGACGUCACUUCUCACGAGCACAAGCUAAAACAUCCGUACUACAAGCACAGCCAACGGCUGGACGAAAUGCUUAAGCAAUUCAUGACGAGAUCGCGCAACGCCAGCGACACUGCAAACAAUCUAAGCCAAUCACAUGGUGCAAGCGCCAAAGCUGAAGCUGAAAAAGCUGGGCCUUUUAGAAGUGGGAAGGAGACGAAGGUUAAAGAAGAGAAAUCUGACGCACCAAUAUCCGAACUUAACGUGGACUAUGUUGAUAAUAACUUAGAUCUGACAACGACGUCGCUUGAGUUACUCGAAUCGCAACUUUCAAAAAUGAAAUCCAAUGUAAAUCCAAACGAUAAAAAUACUUUAAGUGCCAGAAUGGGUCGAAAGCUAAUGCACGUGGAAGAUGAUGAGAUAAAAAGAGAUCGAGGAUAUGAAGAAGCUAGAGCUGUAUUGGGAGAUGAUAAUGAACGUCAAGAGGAAAUAGAGACGCAUCGAAGGAGCUAUAAUGAUCGUGAACAAAUUUCCAAACUUAGUCCUAAAUUCCAAAAAGAUGACCUUCUUAACUUAAAUUGGAAAGGGCCUAUGCCUCUGUACCCCGAAGAAGUGAACAGAAUGAUCAAGCAAGCUGUGAUGCAAAACUAUAAUGUUCGUCUACCAGUACAUUCAAGAGAUAACAAAGUUGUGGAUGAUAGACCUGAAAGCGAAAAAUCUGAUUCAUACUAUGUUGACGAUUAUAAUAAGUAUGAUAAUUUGGUUGGGUUGGCCCAGGCUUACAGUGAUUAUGGAGUGCUCGAAGGAAAGAAGGACCUAACAACGACAUCCGAUGCCAAAACAAACGAGGGAUACACAUUAUUUGAAAGUUUGAUACCCUCUGGAUUGAGGCGUAAAAAGAAGGGUUUUGAUGAUUUUGAAAGAACAAUGAACUCUGGCAUGUUAAAUCAUUCAAAUCUAUUGUCUAGCAUUCAGAAACACGUCAAGUUUAUUAGUCCAAAAGACUUCCACGAUGCACCUGAUCCACGGAUGAAUUCUGAAAUUGACAAAUCGGAUAAUGCAAUCGAAAUCGAGACUCAAUCUCGUAGUGAUCUAACAACAGACAAGUCUAGUUUCCAUGAAAAAGAUCAAUAUUUGACGUAUAAAAAAAAUAGAAAUCUCUUGUCUGUCGAUAAUUUUGAAAAGAUUGAUAAAGAUAGAAAAACUGAGGAUAAGUCAAAUUCUAGUUUUGCCAUCGGGGAGUUUUUGGGAAGAGUGGCGGAUUGGUUUUUCACAAUGGCCAACUUAUCUGGCGAAUUGGAUACUAAUCUAACACGCUCGAAUGAUUCAAUACAUAAUAAUAUUACUACCAAUAUCACAAAGGAAUUGGAAUACCCACUGUAUGAUUCGGACAUGGUGCAAAAUAUUGGACAUCGCUCUCGAGUGCUCAUGUCUAUUGAAGAGAUGAAUACUACUAGUAUUGAUGCAAUACCUGAAUUGGAAACAAUAGAUGCGUUGGCUACUGUCGCAACAAAUUCCACAAAACUUACAUCUAAUGAUACUCAAGCAGAAACAAACAAUACAGUGGUGAAACGAAGCGCUGAUGAUUCCAUUUUCUGGAAUGAUCUCUACGACGAGGAUGAGUAUGGCAUGAAAGUAGACUACUUGGACAAUGUGCUGCGAGGAAAGCAUUCAGCUAAAAAUGAUUACAAGAACGCCUUGAUGAAGUCGAGGGCGUGGAUGCAGGGCAAAAUGAAGGAUGUGGGUAACAGAAUACGGACGAAUAUUGGGCAGAAGUGGAAAACUACAGUAUCUAAAGCGAAUGCAGUGUUUACAUCAUCGAGAAAACCACAAACAGUAUCGAAACAACAGAUCCCGAACCGUCGUGGCAGAAGUGUGGAUGAGGAAAGUGCAGAAAUGAAGAACAGCUUUAAGGUGUUGAACGCGAACCUGAAAAAGAUCUGCAGAGAUGCUGCCCAGGUUGUUCGCAAUACGAGAAGGAUUGAAGCUCAAGUGGAAAGGCCGGAGAGUCCGGCAGUCACGGGGCUGAUGCAGCAGCUCAUCAGGCUCAUGGGUGACCUGGUGGAUAUCCAGGUGCAACAGAGAACUUGCGCAAAGUUGCCGCCUGACCUUCGCGAUUUUCUGGACUGGCUGACGGCUCCAGCAGACAGCAAGCGGCACGUGGACAACAUAGCAGCAUCCCGUGACUACAAUACCGAUGGUUUUGGGAAGUACGAUAAAUCUUUGAGUUCAGAAUUCGACUUCAACCUGGUGCUACCCAGUCUGUCGGAAAACUCCCAGGUGCCAAUAGACGACAGAACUGAAUGUCUUGGCAGUAUCCAGGCAAUCCAGGAUCUGAUGCAGCAUUAUGAAGGCAUGAGCAAUGAAGAUAAGAACAAAAUGCCCGGAGUCAAGAAAUACCUAGAUGACCAGCUCUGGUACCUGAACAAGAAGUUGAAUGCUCUCCAAAACAAUAACAAUUGGAAUUACAAGAAGAGAGAAAUCAGAAUGCGGAGAGCUGUUACCGAGACGGGCAAACCGAGAUUCGGCAGAUGGUUUAAGAAGCUCAUGCGGAAAUUCGACAAAAAACGUACUUCUUUCAUUACUCCUUCUCCAACAACCAAUUCUCGGAAUAAUAAGAUUGAGAGUUCUACUGGAAAAGAAUCUAAUGAUAAAACGAAUAGAAAUGAUAUUAUUAAUACUCACGCUGUGAAUGAAUUUAAAAAACCAACUAACGAAAAUGAUGAUAGUGUUACUUAA